CGUGCUGUGAGGACCACUCUCACUCCCAGCUUCCCUGCUGUGCGCCUCUCAUACAUAAACACAACAUUUGAUAAGUGAAGUAACAUCACGUAUUACUUUUACAGUUAGCAUGUGUCUAAACAAUGUAGUUUACACAUGGGGGCGCCGCAAGUAAUAUUGUACACAAAGUUGAUGGGUGAAAAGUUGGUUGAAUAACUCAUGAAACAGUUUACUGGGGCCAGUACGCCAAGGUUGAUGACCCCCAUAACAGUUGACUUAAAAUGUCUCAAGAUCACUUUAACUGAAAAGAUAAGCUUUUGCAAACAUACACUAAAUUAAGUUUGGCUUAGUGUAAGACUGGCUGAGAAAGGAGUCCUGUGAUUGGCCGAGCCUUCACCGCAUCGUCGACCAAUGGGAGGCCUCCUUGAGUGGACGCUGCUUUCCCUCCUCUUUGUCCUUUGCGGGGCAGGACUGGCCCUCCAGAUCACAGGUAUUGGAGUGCCACCAACUGCCAUCAGUGGAGACACUGUCACUUUGUCGUGCUCCUUCGAACUCAACGGCGACGAGCUCUACUCUCUCACCUGGUGGAAGGACGACAAGAUGUUCUUCAAUUACGUCCCCAACAGCAGUCAACCCAAGUCUGUUUACGCUACGCCCGGGAUCACAGUUGAUGAAGGGAUCUCGACUCUUCACGAGGUGGUCUUGUCUCACGUGGACCACCGCGCCUCGGGCAAGCUACGCUGCGAGGUACUGGCAGACAAACCCACCUUCGAACAGGACACUAUGGACGCCAACAUGACUGUCAUAGAUAUCCCUGCGCGGGGCCCCACCAUCACAGGGCGACGCGAGAAUUAUCAAGUUGGGGACUUGCUGUUGUUGAACUGCUCAUCCCCUUACUCCUACCCUCCCACCACCCUCACCUGGCACAUCAAUGGUCACAUGGCAUCACGAGAGACGGUGGUGGUUUACCCAGGAGAAACCGACAGUGAUGGCUGUGAGGCUUCCUGGUCUGGUCUGCAGAUGAUGCUUCAGAACGAACACUUUCAGCAGGGUGUCCUCAUCCUGCGGUGCACAGCCUCCAUCCUCCACGUCUACAGGCUCUCUACAGAGGUCAUGAUCACUGAUUCAAGCUAUAUAGAAAGUUCUCCGAGGGAAGGUGCCUCCACUGGUGGUGCUGACUGUUCAUCUAUCGUGCUGCUGUUGAUGCUGUUACCGCUUGUCCUCUCUAACCUGGACACCUGAGGUCACUGCAAGUGGGGCGCGUUUUGCAAUUUGUAAAUGCCGUCAACUGAAUCCAGACUGUAGUUAUGAUAUUAGCAUAUGGAUAUUUUAUAAAGCUUUCAGUGUGAUCGUAGUAGCCAUUUCCAGAGUGCUGUGAUGGACAGGAAACUGAAGAUGGAAAAGAAAUCCUUAAAACAUAUUUUGAACACUGGUAAGCUAAUGGGAUGUAUAUAUAAGCAAGGUCAUCUGGAAUAUAAAGAACUGAACUUGUUGUUCCGAAAUGUUUGAAAAUUGGCUGAUUUACAAAGGCAACCUAUAUUUUUGCUUGCUUUAAAAACACUUAAAAAAGUUUUAAUCAUAAUUGAAUGCCCCAUUAUUUAGUUCCUCUCUGUUAAAUUGUUGUUUCAUAACGUGCAGUUAUCUGAUAGUUAUCAGUUAUCCCCAUAUUUCGCCAACAUAUUAAGAAUGCACUUUCUUCGAAACUGAUUUGUUUUAGGUUUAAAGAACUUAAUUACAGUAUAUGUAACACAUUCCCUCUGAAUUACCAAACUCAAAACAUCAGAAUAUGUUUUGGCAAUUUUCCCACGUUUCUCUAAUCCAUUCAUUCCUUUCAGAAUAUUGUAACUAUUCCCUAUGUUCUCUCUGUUGUGAUUCAUUCCUUUUAAAAUUGUUCAAUGGAUCAAAUUAUGCUUCCAAAAUGUCCUAAAAUUAUUUGUAUGUAGAAUUGUUAAUUAAUCUUCAUUGUGAAAUUUCUUUGAACUAUUCUUAUUAUAUUACAAAAGAACAAUGGUAGCAUUAGGAGAGUAUUUUAAUCACACCUGAAAUGUCUAACGCAGAUAGUUAAUCACAUCUGUAUGAAAUAUUCAUCAGCUUGUAACGCUCCUGCCCAUAUAUGCAAAUCCCCCAAACGCAUUUCAAGCAGUAAAGUUUAACUUAUACAUUUGUUGUUGUUGCAAUGAUCUUGAAAUAAUAAUAAUCAUUAUUUCUUGAAACAUGCAGUUUCGUGUAGGCUCUCCAAAUACAACAAAUUAUUAUUGUUUAUGGGUUGUAUCUUAAUAAACAAAAAUUGUCUUGUAUUCGAGAAUUUACAUGAAAUUGAAUUAUACAAAAGCUUGAUGGUAAACUAGCUGAAUUAAGAUAUUUCCUGCACUUUAACACCACAUCGUGUAUUACCAACUGGAAAACAUGCAACAAUAACGAUGAAGUAUAUUAACUUAUCAUAACGAAACCGAGAUAGACGUACAAUCAAAAUAAUUAAACAGUAAGUACUGAAUUUCAGAGAUUGAACAGUCAACUAUUUCCAUACUCUUUUACAGACAUCCAGUGAACCACAAAUUUUAACAUACAUCAAAGCACAAUCUUUUACAAAUCUCAAGCAAACCACAAACAUUUAUAAACAUCACUACAAUAUUUUACAAACAUCCAGCAAACCACAACCUUUCACAAACAUCCAGCAAACCACAACCUUUCACAAACAUCCAGCAAACCACAACCUUUCACAAACAUCCAGCAAACCACAACCUUUCACAAACAUCCAGCAAACCACAAUGUAUUGAAAUUUCAGUAUAUACAUCUCGUCAUUAUUAAAGCCUACAAUUCACAUACUGUACUCCAUCAAUAUCAUUAGAACCUACAAUACACACGCGUCAUCAUCAUCAGAGCCUACAAUAUAUACGCUCCAUCAUCAUUAAAGCCUACAAUACACACACUCAUCACCAGAGCCUACAACAUACACACUCAUUAUAAUCAAAGCAUACAAUACACUCCACUCCUAUAGAGCCCAAUAGGCUCGGGAAUCUGUACACCAGUUGAUUGACAGUUGAGAGGCGGGACCAAAGAGCCAGAGCUCAACCCCCGCAAACACAACUAGGUGAGUAUUCCAUCAUCAUUAUAAUCAGAGCAUACAAUACACUCCAUCAUCAUUAUAAUCGCAAGAUUCAAAACACUCCAUCAUUAUAAUCGCAAGAUUCAAAACACUCCAUCAUCAUCAGAUUACAAUACACUCCAUCAUCAGACAACAAUACACACCAUCUUCAUAUUCAACGCCUACGAUGCACUCCAUCAGACUGUUUAUUAUAAUUAGGUACAUAUGCAUUUAAGCAGUUCCUCUGCAUAAAUGCAAUAUAAUAUUAAGAGCUAGCUACGAACUGCUAAGAAAUUUCCAUCUCUCAGGAUGGUUAGUCAUACAGGCGCAUGUGAUCAGUAGCUUGCGCUUGCGAACUUUUGAUGCAGUAUGAGGAUAUCCUCAGGAACACGAGCUAUAUUACUACAGCUCUAUAUUAUAUCAACUGACUAUAUUACAGGAUUAUAAACGAGAGGGCCUCAUAUCAAUAAUGAGAGAAAUUAUAGCAAGAGCGGAUAAAGAUAGAUCACGACUGUUGGUAGUCGGGGACUUCAACUUGAAAUCCAUACACUGGGAGGCACACGAAACUAGAAAUAGAGGACUUUUGGACCUGCAGAAUCGUAUACCUCAUCCUGGAAACAUUCAUGUAUCAACUGGUUAAACAAGCUACAAGGAUAAAGCAGAACAGUUUUAAAGAAUCAGUUUUUGGUCAGAUUCCUGGUCUGAGUUAGAGUUCGUUCCUUACACCUGAUGUAGCUGUUCACCUAGCAGUAAAUAGUUCCUGGGAGUUAGGCGACUCUUAUGGCUUGCAUCGUGGGGAAAGUUAAUGGUCGGCCUAGAGUCCUUAGAGGGAUCUUGAUAAGCUAACCAAAACGGGCUUCCUCUCCCAGACAAUGGUAAAUCGUAUGCAAUAUUUAAGAAUCAAGUUACAUCAGUUUAGAAGCAUAUAAUAUCUUUAAAGACAGUAUUGUUGACUGCAGUGCGCUUUUGUAUUUUCACUGAACGUUCGUUAUUGGCAGUACAACUUCUAUACAAACUUACUUUUGAUAUAAGGUAAUGAACCCAUCUGAAAAUUGGGAUAGCAAUAACUUUGCAUCCUCUUGUGGACCAAACAAAUACAGAAUCCAUCAAUCAUUGAUUUUUACCGGAAUACCAGUCCUCACAUUAGGCUAUACUGAGGAAUUACACUGAAAUAUAGCCAUUUUGAGAGAUAUUUAAAAAAAAUCAAAUUUUUUCGCAUUUUAAAGAAAAUGUAUUUAUAGGAAAAACAUAUUAGUAAUUUUUUUUAAAUUUAUAAGAAUAUGCACUAGUGAUCCCUAUAUAGUUUUAAGUUAGGAAUUACAUCAUUAUUUCUUUGGGACUAUACAUUUCAAAGUCUAAGAUGAGGCAGCUAUUUGUUAAUGUAAUAACAAAUAUGAAUGUGUGAUUUUUUUUCAUUGCGGUUAUAUAUAUCUUACCUAAUAGCCAGAACGCACUACUUGACUUGGUAUGCAAGGCCCGAUUUGCCUAACAGGCAGAGUGAUUUUCGUUAUUUUCAAAAUUUGUUUUCUAAUUGGAUUACCUGUAUUUGAAUGGAUAUUGUUAUAUUAUAUUAAGAACAUGAGUUACUGGCAUAGUUAAGUUUGGUGAGGUUAGGAAAAUUUAGGUUAGGUUAGGUUAAUUUAGGCUAGGUUAGUGUCCUCCGCGGGGGACGCUAAACCCCGAAAUCAUCUCAAGAUAACCUAGGUACGUUAGUUUUAGUUAUAUUCCUGCGUUAGUUUUAACUAAAAUAAAAAAAUAAUAAAUCAUACGUAAUUCAAUAGUAAGCUUUUAUCAUUCCAUAAACAAAUUAAAAAUAUAUAUAAUUUCAGAAAAACUCGGCUUGUUAGGCAUAUCGGGCCUUGCAUAUUUGGUCAAGUAGCGCCUUCUAUUAUAUAUAUUUAUAUAUAUAUACGCGCAUAUGUGUUCAAAUGAGUAGAAGUGGGUAAAUGAAGCAUUUUACGAGGAAUACUCUAGAUAUUAAUUGAAUCUUGGGGAAAAUAAAAAUAUAAUAAACUUCAGUGGCCAAGCCAGCCAAAUAAGAUUUGUUCAAAUCUUCUUAUCCUUACUCAAUGUUUACAGGGAAGUAACUAUGAUGAUUUACAAUGAGAUGAAUAUGUUGAUAAUAAAAGUGGUUACCAGUGAUACAGUGUUCUUUCGUGUUUCUUUAUCUAAAAAUCCUCCAAAAUGAGAGUACAUAUAGCGACUGUGGAGUAUACAAAAUGUGAACCCGGGUCGCUAAACAAAUUCUACCUUGUGUAUUCCUGGGCCAGAAAAACAAAUAAGAAAGUAACCUAACCUCUCCUAGACCUAGUAUAAUAAAUGUAAUACACUACUUAUACUAUUGCGAAUAUUAGACCUACGAUCGCUUACAUUAGGCCUAAAUGUUAUAUUAGGGUGUCGCAUUUUUUGAAUACCCUAUAGAAUUAUAAUAGUACAAAAGGUACAUAUGCAAUUCGCAGUCGCUACAUGUAAUAUCACUUUUGAGUUGGUUUGUACAUAAAUUGUAGUCUGGGCUUGCAGUUUCUAUCCAAACCAUUAGCCGGAGGAUUCUAGAAACAUUUUGAGAUCUCAAUGAUUUUCGGGCGAAAUUAACCCGAAAUGUCUCUCUCACUUGGACUGUAUGAUGGAUAACAAAAUGUUAAGCCCCUCCUGAAAUCAGGCUACAGUUAAUUAAUUCAUAUUUAUUAAAGUUAUUGAUACAUUUUAUAAUGUAAACCUAUUUUAAAAGUAUGCUAGUAUAUUUAUAUACUGACCUUGAUCCCAGAUGUAUGCCUACUCACUUGUAUAUAUACCCCUAAAUAGCAGACUGGUAGAGAAAUGAAUGUUGUGAGUUCUCGUAUGUGCCCCCUGAAGAUAUACUUAAUGGCCAGGAUGUAUGUUUCUGUGUGGCGUAUCUCAUCAUUCAUGUAUAGAGAAACUGUAGUACAAUUUGUAUAUUUUAUCAUAAAUUUAUGCAUAACUUGC
Molecule: messenger RNA, 6028 nt
Organism: Procambarus clarkii (red swamp crayfish)
Lineage: Eukaryota; Metazoa; Arthropoda; Malacostraca; Decapoda; Cambaridae
Source: RefSeq, a predicted model, not a curated record